CGGCAGCACUAGGAGCUGGUUCCCGAUUCGGUCAUUCGUUAGCCGGGAAUCAGACAGGCCUGUUCGUUGUUCCCCCGUUCCCUCGGAGACCGAGAACUCUUCCGCUUCCUGCCCUCCCCGCCUUCUCCGCCGAAUACAAAGCCCUCCCAAAUUUUUUCUUCAGUUGCGAAAAUUUCCCCCAUUUUUCCUUGCCCUCCUCCUGCGAGCCACCCGGUCCCCGUCCCGCACAAAUCUUGCGCGUUUAAUUGCAUGCGUUUCCCUUGGUCUCCCGGCGGUUUCUUGGAUCGGCUCUCGCCGGCUAUCCCAACACGCGGCAGAAGCGUUCAUAGAAGCAGAAAGAAAUUUGUUUCGAUUUUCAGUGUUGAAAGCUGUAGCAACACAAUUUUUUAAGUCAAGUAGAGAGCAAUGAAGAUGGUGCACUUUAAUGCGAGAAGCUGAAAAGAAUGAAGUGGUAUUAGGUGUGGAAAUAGGGCUUCAAAGAUAUGAAGGGUGUUCCGGUGCCUCGCGCAAGACCUGCUCCAAGAAGACGCAUAUGGAUAUCAGUGGCUAUAGCAUUCAUCGCCAUCACCGUGUUAUGGGCUUAUCUUUACCCACCCCACGAUUAUACCUAUCCUGUUAGGGACUGGUUCCCCGCAGAACCUACUCGGGAACUGACCGAUCAGGAGACUGCUGCACGUGUUGUCUUCAGACAGAUCCUCUCUACACCUCCUUUUAUAUCAAGGAACCCGAAACUUGCCUUCAUGUUCUUGACUCCAGGCAAACUGCCUUUCGAAAAAUUAUGGGAGUUGUUCUUUAAGGGUCAUGACGGCAGAUACACCAUAUAUGUUCAUGCUUCUCGUGAGAAGCCCGAACAUGUCAGUCCCAUAUUUGCAGGCCGAGACAUACACAGUGAUAAGGUAGGAUGGGGUAUGAUUUCGAUGGUUGAUGCAGAAAGGAGGUUGUUGGCAAAGGCUCUAGAAGACAUAGACAACCAACAUUUUGUAUUGCUUUCUGACAGCUGUGUACCUCUUCACAAUUUUGACUAUGUAUACGACUUCCUGAUGGGAUCAAGACACAGUUUUCUGGACUGCUUUGAUGAUCCUGGGCCACACGGAGUAUUUAGAUACUCAAAAAAUAUGUUACCUGAGGUUCGAGAGACAGAAUUUAGGAAAGGUUCACAGUGGUUCUCAUUGAAGAGGCAACAUGCAAUGGUGGUGAUUGCAGAUAGUCUUUAUUACACAAAAUUCAGGCUUUACUGCAAGCCAGGAAUGGAAGAAGGCCGCAAUUGCUAUGCAGAUGAGCAUUAUCUGCCGACACUAUUCCACAUGAUGGAUCCUGCUGGAAUUUCUAAUUGGUCUGUAACUUAUGUUGAUUGGUCUGAAGGAAAGUGGCAUCCCAGAUCUUUCCGAGCUAAGGCUGUCACUUAUGAACUCCUGAAGAAUAUGACUUCAAUUGAUGUGAGCUACCAUGUCACCAGUGAUGAGAAGAAAGAGCUCUUGCAGAGGCCUUGCUUGUGGAAUGGACUGAAGAGACCAUGCUACUUGUUUGCAAGGAAGUUCUACCCUGAAGCUUUAGACAAUCUGAUGAACUUAUUCUCCAAUUAUACAAUUUUCUGAGUUCUCACAGAAAGCAAACACAUUUUUGGAAGCAUUUGGCAUUUCAAAUUCGGUAUAUUGCUGGAGGAGCAUAUCUAUUUACAGUACAUUCUACACUGACUCGGUAUAGAAUAGGGGCGGAGUUAGCCUCCCCCGAAGCAAGUUUUAGGCUAUUGUUGCACCUGCCGAUAAGUUGUUAUAGGGUUAUUUUCAUUUUCUUAGGUUUGCACAGUCACCUUUUCCUGUGAAUUCAGUUAGUCCUGCCAAAAUUUUCACUUAUAGUAAUUUUUUUCACUCAUCCUUGCACAAAAGAGUUUGUAAAAGGGAUUCACCAUGUAUUCACUCAUUCUUGCAUGAUUCAGUCAUCCUUCAUUGAAGUGAAUGUAGCCAUCUUACUCUAUCCAUCAAGGAGUUCGUACUCUGGGCAUAUUUUUUCAAAAGUAAAUGAA
This is a messenger RNA of Phragmites australis (common reed), 2023 nucleotides long. Its product is annotated as glycosyltransferase BC10-like. The record is from RefSeq and is a predicted model, not a curated record. Gene Ontology annotation, molecular function: glycosyltransferase activity. The transcript is spliced from 11 exons. NCBI's taxonomy places the organism in Eukaryota, Viridiplantae, Streptophyta, Magnoliopsida, Poales, Poaceae. The coding region runs from base 483 to 1595 and encodes 370 amino acids. Gene Ontology annotation, cellular component: membrane.